GCUGGUACUGAAAGAGAAGUAAGCGUCGGCAUUCUCGUGAUAUUGCCUGUUCGCAGAUUUAACAACGGUAUCAACCUUAAAUCUAGUAUGACGUUUAUUAUACGAGCAGCUGCUUGCGUUACACCAAAAUAUUAUAUUCUUUGUGAAAGGCCGGAACGACCGAGCGAAAUAUUGAAUUGAAUAGAAAAGAGUUGCUUUUGUUGCGGAUUCUGAGUUACACAGUCGAGACGUAAGGAGCACGAUGACGGAUCUAACAGAGUUACGAAUGAACGUGGCCGCACUGAAACGAGUAGAUCCCUAUGUGAAAGAUAUUUUGGAAACUGCGACGCACGUAGCACUGUAUACAUUCAAUGCGGUUAAUAACGAGUGGGAAAAAACCGACAUCGAGGGUGCAUUGUUCGUAUACUCACGAAAUGGCGAGCCCUAUAACAGUGUUCUUAUCAUGAAUAGAUUAAAUACGAAUAAUCUAGUGGAACCAGUUACACAUGGUUUGGAUUUACAGCUCCAAGAACCUUUUUUAUUGUAUAGAAAUUCUAGAUGCAACAUCUAUGGUAUUUGGUUUUAUGACAAAGAGGAAUGCGUGCGUAUUGGAGCAAUGUUGAAUAAACUGGUUAAGGAAUCAGAGGAGAACCGUAAGGCUUGUGACAAGCCUGUUGUUAAUGAGAAGAAAGAUUCUGGUCCUAAUGUGAACAAUGUUGACAUAUUCAGUAUGCUUAGCAAAGCUCAAAAAGAUUUUAAUACUAAUAGAAAUAGUAGUAGCAUUGGAGGUGGAGGAGGAGGAGGUACAAGGGAGGGGCAUAGCAUUAAGUCUCCUCUAGUUAUUCCUAAUUCAGAUAAUGUAUCUGGGCCAUUGAUUGCUCCAUUAGGUCCAGAUGUUACUUCACAGAGUGUGAUGGACUUUUUUGCAAAAGCAAAAGUUAAUACUGGUCAUUUUAAAGCUGGCGAUCAGCCGACACCAGGGGGCACUGUUCCGAACGAGAGUAAACCUUUACUCGCACGGUUAAUGUCGCAUCCUGCGGCACACACGGUAGAACAUAUUGAAAAGCAACAUAGAUCAAUAACUCCUCAACCGGGGACUCAACAACAAUCUCAGACAACUCCAACCGCCAUAAUGACUGCUAAUAACGUUGCCAGUAGCACGUCGUCGAACAAAUCUAAAAGACGAAGCAAGACUGCUUCUCAGCCGGAAUCAAUGAUACCUACACCAGCAUCAAUGACUCAGGAUAUUCCACCGCCUGUAAAUUCAAAUACUACGGAUACGAAUGGUACAACAGGCUUUCUGAGGAUACAGUCACCGACAAAUGUAUCAUCCUCUAAUUCAACGAAUCAUCAGGCCUCGGAUGUUAUUGGUUCUAGUAAUUCAAAUCCACUUGCAUCUUUGUUUGCUCAUGCAUCUGCUACAUCGGCAUCGGAAGAUAUCAUUACUGCGCCCACUUUAUCGGGAAGAGGAUCGGCACCGGCAUUAAUACCUCCGGUCAUGUUCGCGGCACCUAGUCCGCCUGAACCGUUAACGAGACCGUUAGAACCGUUGACGAGAAAUCAGCUUCUUCAAGCUUUUAAUUAUUUGUUGAGAAGCGACCCAGAAUUUAUCAACAAACUACACGAAGCUUAUGUCAAAUCAUUUGGCGAGAUUCUGUCCUAAAACUAUGAUCUGUUAACUAAAUGUAACUAGAACCCGUCAUGCGGGUUGUGACGGUCGACUGAUUACAAAAAGCAUCGAGCAAAACCCUGGUAUCCCUAUGUUACGUGUACAUAGAUGGAACACUAUUGUCUUGCUCGAAAUUUCAAUUGAACUUGACUGGUUAGCCCAAUUUUGUUGGGGGAAUGAACAAAGCAUAGAGAUACAAAUGAAGAUACAUACCUUAAGCAGUAUUUUUAUAAGCUAAAUACAUUUUUUCCCAAGAAAGGAAACGAAAUGGACCGCGAAAGCGAAGCAAGAUUGAAUAAAGAAAAGAAUAAAAAAAGGAAAUCGAGUGAAAAUUAAAAAAAAUGGAACGAAACAAGGAAUGUGAAAAUUGUACGAUUUUAAACUGUGAUGCCAAAAAACAUUUAUAUUAUUACUAAACUGUUUUAUGGUUACUAUUUCGAAAGUGGAACGAGACAAAUUUUCUGAGCCGAUCAAAUCGAUUGUUAAUUUUACAGAAUAAUGACAUACCCUUCCUAUAUAUCGGGUAUCGAUAUGGUAUGUGUAUGUAACUGAUAAAAAAGGAAUAAAUAAAUAGAGAUCCGAUUACUGCAAAAA
Osmia lignaria (orchard mason bee) is the source of this 2242-nucleotide messenger RNA. RefSeq names its product decapping mRNA 1 (gene DCP1). The record is from RefSeq and is a predicted model, not a curated record. Gene Ontology annotation, cellular component: P-body. Gene Ontology annotation, molecular function: mRNA binding; enzyme activator activity. Gene Ontology annotation, biological process: positive regulation of catalytic activity; deadenylation-dependent decapping of nuclear-transcribed mRNA; deadenylation-independent decapping of nuclear-transcribed mRNA. NCBI's taxonomy places the organism in Eukaryota, Metazoa, Arthropoda, Insecta, Hymenoptera, Megachilidae.